CAGAUCUCAAUUAAUUCUUCCACUAUGGCUUCCGCUCUUCUUCGAUCAACUCCCGCCCUCCGCGCUGGCCUGCGCGCCCGCUCUACUCCCCUCGCGGCUAUGGCUACCACCAGCUUCGUCCGCGGCAAGGCCACUCUCCCCGAUCUUCCCUACGACUAUGGCGCUCUUGAGCCCUACAUCUCUGGCCAGAUCAUGGAGCUUCACCACUCCAAGCACCACCAGACCUACGUUACCGGCUUCAACAACGCUACCGACGCCAUCGCCGAGGCCAACCACAAGGGCGACGCCAAGGCUGCUGCCGCUCAGGCUCCUCUCCUCAACUUCCACGGCGGUGGUCACGUCAACCACUCCCUCUUCUGGGAGAACCUUGCUCCCAACGGUAAGGGCGGUGGUGGUGAGCCCGAGGGCAAGCUUCUGACUUCCAUCAACGAGGACUUUGGCUCCUUCGAGGCCUUCAAGAAGCAGACCAACGCUACCCUCGCCGGUAUCCAGGGCUCCGGCUGGGCCUGGCUCGUCAAGGACAAGAACGCUGGCACUCUGUCCAUCGUUACCCGACCCAACCAGGACCCCGUCACCGGUAACCUUGAGCCCCUCCUCGGCAUUGACGCCUGGGAGCACGCCUACUACCUUCAGUACCAGAACCGCAAGGCCGAGUACUUCAGCGCCAUCUGGGACGUCAUCAACUGGGGCACUGUCGCCAAGCGAUUUGAGAAGUAAAUCAAUCCAUAUUAGUAAAGUGAAGAGCUUGAGUGGAGAUAAAUGUCAAAAUAGCGAUUGACUUUGCGCGACAAGGCCGACGGAUCGUCGACCACGCGCACUUUGUUUGUUUGCCAAGAUACCGAGUGUAUAGUACGUUGAGGUUCAAUAAAGAAACCUUGAAGAGUAAAUACACAUAGUAACCGAAA
Molecule: messenger RNA, 905 nt
Organism: Fusarium graminearum PH-1
Lineage: Eukaryota; Fungi; Ascomycota; Sordariomycetes; Hypocreales; Nectriaceae
Product: superoxide dismutase
Exons: 3
Coding region: 25-717 (230 amino acids)
Biological process (GO): superoxide metabolic process
Cellular component (GO): mitochondrion
Molecular function (GO): metal ion binding; superoxide dismutase activity
Source: RefSeq, a predicted model, not a curated record